Messenger RNA from Cephus cinctus (wheat stem sawfly), 2781 nucleotides. RefSeq names its product neural cell adhesion molecule 2. The transcript has 6 exons. Gene Ontology annotation, cellular component: neuron projection membrane. Gene Ontology annotation, biological process: synapse organization. The coding region runs from base 919 to 1779 and encodes 286 amino acids. Lineage: Eukaryota; Metazoa; Arthropoda; Insecta; Hymenoptera; Cephidae. The record is from RefSeq and is a predicted model, not a curated record.
CUAACACGACGACGUGUCGCGCGCACUGCUAUCGCUGGAGAUUCUCAUUUCGGUUUGGCUCGCGGCUUUUUCGAAACGCGACAAUUAUUAAAUCAAUACUGGAGUGACGUUGGAUGCACAUCGAAGGGUUGCGUGGCUGGUGAUGUGCAGGAGUGCGUGAUAAUAACGAGACAAAAUAUUAGAGCUGUAAUAAUUUAGUGAAAAAUACCGGGCGCGGGAGAUAUGAACUUUAUCUUACGAGUCUCAGAUACAGAUACCUUAUCCUGAGGAACGCUCUAGGGCCUAGGCCAGUCGCACAAGUGCAAAGUUUAAGAGUUAUAUUGCAAAAGUGAAACCUACGAAUUUUCUACUCUCGUGAAAGAUUUAAAAAGUGUGUUUCGAAAAAUCAAGAAAAGAUAUGAAGUUUAGUGGGGUCUAACUUUAUGGUUUUUUUUUAUCUUUAAACCGCGCGCAAAUGGAAUAAUGAUCGACGAGGAUUCUGUGAUAUUGACACCGAAAUUUUACUUCGUCACGGGUAUCCAAAGGAAUAAGACUGUCUGAAGUAUUGAGCGAGUGUUUAUUAGCCUUCCGGAACAUUUUCCGGUUGGAAUCGGAAACUCAUUUUCUACAGUCUCUUCCCCGUUUCUUACGGGACACAGUUACUAUCUCUUUGACAAAUAGUGAAAAACAGAGAAAGAAGCGGUGAAACUGAGACAAUUGUCAAUGAUAAUUCAAUUCGUGGACUUGGUGGAAAAUUAUCGGUCCAUUUCGUUGUUUCGAACUUAUGUGCAUAGAGAUUAAAUUGUGAACGGAGAGUGGAUCGUGGCAAGGAUUUGGAAUUUGCCAGAUUACCUGAAGCUCAGGAAGUUCUACUCUGCGACAGUCCAAUAAAUUUCCAGGAUCGAAUGACAACCUGAAGAAUUGAUUAGUCAAAGCACCAUGAGGAUCUUGCUGCUUCUGGUGGCUCUUGUCUUCGAGAUGCAUCUCUUUUUCACUGAGAGCCAGGCCAGACAUCAACAAGACUCCAGCAGCAAUAACUUGCCCGCACCGGCAAAUGAGCCGAAUGAAGAAAAUGAAGAGCUUUUGGACGGACCAAUUAGGGAGGUUUUGGCUCAAACAGGAGGUACAGCUACUCUUCCGUGCAAGCUCUCGGAUCCAGGCGCUGCCCCUAUUACGUGGAUACGUCGUCGAGACAGGCAAUUGUUAACUGUCGGUGCUGCUACCCACUCAGUUGACACAAGGUUCAUGAUUCGACCUUCCAGUUCUGAUUGGACUUUGUUGAUUCGUACAGUAACUCUUGAAGAUGCAGGACUUUACGAAUGCCAGGUAGCCACGCAUCCUGUCCAGCAGUAUUUCGCACGUCUGCAAAUCACAGAAGCGUACUCAGUGAUCCCCGGAGCACCAGAUUUGCACGUGAAGCAGGGCUCGAGUCUUCGAUUGGAGUGUCACUUGAUGGCAGCAACGGAACCGCCGGUUUACGUAUUCUGGUACCGUCAGGGUCGUAUGAUAAACUACGACAUCGAACCAGGUGUGAAGGUAGAACCGACUAAGACCGGCUCGAUUCUCGUGGUCGAGAAAACGAAGCCAAGCCACGGAGGAAAUUACACGUGUGCCCCCAGCAACGCGAAGCACGCAUACGUGAUGGUCCACGUGAUCGAAGAAGAGGAGAAACCAGCAGCCAUGCACGGCGGCGACAGGAGGAAUUUGAGUCCUGCAAUUUUAGCCAGCAACUUUCUCAUCUCUUUACUGGCCGCCGUAAGCUGGAGGAUACCAAGUUUUACGAGCCUCUACCCGACGUGAAGCGAGGGAAGAAGUUUGACUGGGUCGAGGUCUUGGAGCGAAGUUAUCCCUUGGGACAAAGACGGAAACGUACCGAACGGUACGGAGAACCGCUCCGAAUCCUUUCACUUAUCCCUGUAGAUUACGGGCUCGCACGAUGCUCAUCGACACUCGAUCGCAAGGAUGACGCUCUGAGCGUUUGAUCUACAUCCUCGCCGAUCGAUAUCCGAGAGUUGCAAAAUCAAACAACAGAGUAUAUCUUUAUUUUGUCACGAGUAGUAGAGUCCGAUUUAAUAUAACCAAUGAAAGGAAUAGAAAAGGCGUUAUGGUGAAAUAGGAACACGAUUACGUUGGGAAUUUCUUUCUUCGGAAUGACAUUCAGAUUCGAUUAGAAUAUAACAGCGAUAUAUUUAUAAUUUAUCUAUAUAUAACUAUAGUCUCUCUUUUACGUAUCGAACUUCGAGGGAAGGAAUUCCUCUAUUCGUGCGAGAGUAUCUUUUUCCUUAAUCAGAAUGGGAUAUUCUUAUAAAUUCUAAGCAAGCAGAUCGAGUGACGAUGACUUUCGUCACAGUAUAACGUUCUCUCAUACGUAAACGAGCAAUUAUUGUCUCUCUUGCAUAAAUGGAUUUCAAACCCUAGUCGUAAUACUCUACUAACGAUAAUAAUAUUGCGGUUCUUACCGAUCGUAUACUGUGUACCACUAUAUGUAGACAUAUUUUCUUCGACGUAUUUAUUGUGCAGCCCAUAAUUUACGAAUAAGACCGCGACUACUUCCUGAAUCCGAUGGUGUUUGAUGUUUAAGAGAUGUUUUUCUUACUAAAGUAAACGCACGUCGACCCCAAAACAAAUAAUUUUCCUCAUCCAACAUAAACUCAGUGCGUUAAUCGUGUGAGAUGGUAAGACUUUAAUGACAUUAUACUGCAUAAGACCAUGUGCUCAUCGACAUUAUUUAUCCUCGAUAAAUGGAAUCAAUGUAAAUAACAGACUUAUGAUAACUCAAAAUAAAUCUAACGUAAAUACACA